Aphidius gifuensis is the source of this 375-nucleotide messenger RNA. Its product is annotated as histone H2B-like. The record is from RefSeq and is a predicted model, not a curated record. The coding region runs from base 1 to 375 and encodes 124 amino acids. Lineage: Eukaryota; Metazoa; Arthropoda; Insecta; Hymenoptera; Braconidae. The transcript has a single exon. Gene Ontology annotation, molecular function: DNA binding; structural constituent of chromatin; protein heterodimerization activity. Gene Ontology annotation, cellular component: nucleosome.
AUGCCUCCUAAAGCGAGCGGUAAAUCAGCGAAGAAAGCUGACAAAGCCCAGAAGAACAUCAUCAAGACUGCCAAAAUCAAGAGAAAGAAGAAGAGGAAGCAAAGUUACGCUAUCUACAUCUACAAAGUCUUGAAGCAGGUUCAUCCAGAUACUGGUGUUUCAUCUAAAGCCAUGAGCAUCAUGAACAGCUUCGUCAAUGACAUCUUUGAGCGUAUAGCUGCUGAAGCAACCCGUUUGGCUCAUUACAGUAAGAGAUCAACCAUCACCUCACGGGAAAUUCAAACAGCUGUUCGUCUUCUUCUUCCUGGUGAACUUGCCAAGCAUGCUAUCAGUGAAGGUACCAAAGCAGUCACCAAGUACACCAGCACAAAGUAA